CAGGGUUGGUAAUUUCGAAGAAAGACAAUGGAGCCAAUGUGAAGGUCAUGACAAUGUCCGGCUCUGACUGGAAAUGGCCAGCAAAAGAAGACAAACUAUUUUAUGAAAAUGAGGAUAUUCUACGAAACAUCAAACCUCCGGUCUUAAAAAAUGCCCGAGGGCUGUAUUCGGUGCCAGAAAUUAAAUUUUACAGGAAACACUUGGCAGUCUAAGAUCUUUCCUCACUAACUUACUUAGUUAUUAAAUUUGAAACUUUUUAACUACCAAUUUUACCUCAUGGUGCGUAGAGAAUAUUUAAGUAACUACCUUGAAGUUUUC
Molecule: messenger RNA, 318 nt
Organism: Bemisia tabaci
Lineage: Eukaryota; Metazoa; Arthropoda; Insecta; Hemiptera; Aleyrodidae
Source: RefSeq, a predicted model, not a curated record